AUGGGAGAAGACGAGGCGGUCGACGCAUUCGCAGCGCGUGUAACGACGCUCGUUAACAGGAUCCGCGACCUAGGCGAGACACUCUCCGAGAUCUCCGUGGUCAGGCAGUUCCUACGCGCGGCAUCACCAAAGUAUAUCCAGAUCGUAACCUCAAUCGAGCAGUGUGUCGAUCUGAAGACCCUCACGGUGGAGGACUUGGUGGGGCGAUACAAGGCGCACGAUGAACGACUCCGGAUGGUGUUCGGAGAUGGCAAAGAGGACGAGCAUCUGAUGAUGACCCGUGCGCAGUGGUCUGCUAUGGCCGCAAGGAAAAUUGGCGAUUCGUCAUCGUCCAGUGGAAGAAGAGAUCAAGCUAAAGGAGGAGGUCGAGCACAAGCAAAGAAAGCUCCUCAAGGUACCGAGGAGAAAGGUGCGGCCCCCAAGAAAAAGUUUGAUCGUAAGAAGGUUAGGUGCCACAACUGUGGAAUAUACGGGCACUUCAAGUCAGAGUGCCGAAAGCCACAGAAAGAGAAAGCAUAUAAGGCCAGGGAAGAAGAUGAUGAUCCGGCGCUGCUGAUGGUAGAGAUGUGCGAGCUGAUGGAAGAAGGUCAAUAG
This is a messenger RNA of Brachypodium distachyon (stiff brome), 594 nucleotides long. RefSeq lists its product as uncharacterized. The record is from RefSeq and is a predicted model, not a curated record. Lineage: Eukaryota; Viridiplantae; Streptophyta; Magnoliopsida; Poales; Poaceae. The coding region runs from base 1 to 594 and encodes 197 amino acids. The transcript has a single exon. Gene Ontology annotation, molecular function: zinc ion binding; nucleic acid binding.